UUGUCCCGGGCUCGGGGGCCCAGGAGCUGCGAUCUUGUCUGUCCGGCUAGGGGCCUCUCGCCUCUGCUCUGGGCAGGCUCUUCCCCGCCGGAGCUCGGGUUGGAUGUGGAGCUGGAGGGUCCCCAGAGCCCGCCCCGCCGGACAGCUGCUUCCCGCUGACCAUGGCUCUGGGUUCGAAAGGGAAGCAAACGUUUCUGGUUAUCUGGGGGCGCGCUAUGUCUGAAGCUUGUGAAAAGCAUGGAAAAGGAGGCUCUUUGGCAAUGAGAGUCGUCCUUUACUUACUUAAUUUACGUCGAAAAGGACAUAAUGGCAGUUUACAGUAUCUUUUUUAAAGUGGAGAAGUGCGGGAUUAUGGAGAAGGAUCACCUCUGCUAUGUUAUCCUUUGAGGAAAAUGAGUUCUCAAGGAGAGAAAUCUGAACAAAUCAAACAACCCCUUAAGAAGCCAAAGUUACCAGAAGGUCGUUUUGAUGCACCAGAAGAUUCCAAUUUAGAGAAGGAACCACUGACAAGUCCUCGAUGGGCUUCCUGGAAUAUUGGUGUGUUUAUUUGCAUCCGAUGUGCUGGCAUCCAUAGGAAUCUUGGGGUUCAUAUAUCCAGGGUCAAGUCAGUCAACCUAGACCAAUGGACACCAGAACAGAUUCAGUGCAUGCAAGAUAUGGGAAAUACUAAAGCAAGACUACUAUAUGAAGCCAAUCUUCCAGAGAACUUUCGAAGACCACAGACAGAUCAAGCAGUGGAAUUUUUCAUCAGAGAUAAAUAUGAAAAGAAGAAAUACUACGAUAAAAAUGCUAUAGCUAUUUCAAAUAUUUCCUCAUCUGAUGCUCCUCUUCAGCCUUUGGUAUCCUCUCCUUCUCUACAAGCUGCUGUUGAGAAAAACAAAUUGGAGAAAGAAAAGGAAAAAAAAAAGGAAGAGAAAAAGAGAGAAAAGGAGCCAGAGAAGUCUGUGAAACCUCUUACAACUGAAAAGCUGCAGAAGAAAGAAGAUCAGCAAUUGGAGCCUAAAAAAAGUACCAGCCCUAAAAAAGCUGCAGAGCCCACUGUUGAUCUUUUAGGACUUGAUGGGCCUGCCGAAGCACCAGUGACAAAUGGGAACACAGCCACGGUGCCAGCCCUGAAUGAUGAUCUGGACAUCUUUGGACCCAUGAUUUCUAAUCCCUUACCCACAACUGUCAUGCCCCCAGGUCAGGGGACGUCCUCUGUACCAGCAGCUGCUCCUCUGUCUACAGUGACAUCUGGGGAUUUGGAUCUGUUCACUGAGCAAACUACAAAGUCAGAAGAGGUGGCAAAGAAACAACUCUCCAAAGACUCCAUCUUAUCUCUGUAUGGCACAGGGACUCUCCAGCAGCAGAGUGCUCCUGGAGUAUUUAUGGGACCCACAAAUAUACCGUUUACCUCACAAGCACCGACUGCAUUUCAAGGCUUUCCAUCCAUGGGCGUGCCUGUGCCUGCAGCUCCCGGCCUUGUGGGAAACAUGAUGGGACAGAGCGCAGGCAUGAUGGCUGGCAUGCCCAUGCCCAACGGCUUCAUGGGAAACGCACAGACUGGAGUGUUGCCGCUUCCCCCAGGUGUGGUUGGCCCCCCCGGAGGAAUGGUGGGACAGAUGGGUGCACCCCAGAGCAAGUUUGGCCUGCCGCCAGCACAGCAGCCCCAGUGGAAUCUCUCACAGGUGAACCAGCAAAUGUCUGGCCUGAGCUUGGGCAGCACGGCCCCCGCGGGGGCCCUCGGCCAGCCCCCCAGCACCACAGCGGGCUGGGCAGGGAGCUCGUCGGGUCAGACGCUCAGCACACAGCUGUGGAAGUGAGCACGCAGCACCUCCUCCAAGGCGCCCGCGGCCUUCUUGCUGCAACGCAUCCAGCUCCCCUGUUCAUUCAUGUACAUAUUUUUUUCCCCUCAUUUGUUCAUAUUAAGAAUUAUCUGAUCGACCGUGUUGGUCUGUGCUGAUUAAAUUUGAUGUGGUGAAAAGCAGGUUGAGAAACCAUUUCAUAUCAAGGGCGCCUUUGCCCGUAACUCCCAUGAUGUCAUAGACACCUUAUCUGAGAAGCUGCUCAGUCAACCUGCAUAAUGGGUUUCACUCUCGAUGCAACUGUAGCUCUAACGUUUGCAUAUAAGGGCAGUAGUUAUCAUGUUAGUAAUACUUCUAACAGUAUAACCCCACCCCCAAAUUAGCCAGUAAUCCUGUAGGAAGGUACUGUAUGAUCAAAUGUUUAAUCAUAUAAAUAGAAUGUAAGUGUGUCACUGAGCACUGCUCCCAUGUGUAGCCAGAUUCUUUUAUUCCAUCAGUCACUUUACUGUGCUGUUGUUAUGAUGUGCUUAACAGGGAACGUGGCUAGUGAAAGGAAGAUAAACCUGGAUGUCACUACAAAACUUAGUUUAGCAAAUGUUCAAAGAAGUCAGGUUUUGUACCUGCCUCUCUCAGAGUUUGGCUCUCUUCCUGUGUCCACACAGUGCUAACAUGAAGACCUUCUGUGCACUCGAUGCAAACAGGGUAACUAAACAAGCCACUUCAGUCCUUGAAGGUGUAUCCAGGUCCAUGAUGGUAAUUGUGUUUACAUUUUAUGGUGCCUAGUACUGACAGAUGUUAUAUCCCUAUAUUAAACGGAUGAAUCCAUA
This is a messenger RNA of Sus scrofa (pig), 2611 nucleotides long. The record is from RefSeq and is a predicted model, not a curated record. Lineage: Eukaryota; Metazoa; Chordata; Mammalia; Artiodactyla; Suidae.